This is a messenger RNA of Hermetia illucens (black soldier fly), 2460 nucleotides long. RefSeq names its product headcase protein (gene heca). The coding region runs from base 932 to 2431 and encodes 499 amino acids. The record is from RefSeq and is a predicted model, not a curated record. The transcript is spliced from 6 exons. NCBI's taxonomy places the organism in Eukaryota, Metazoa, Arthropoda, Insecta, Diptera, Stratiomyidae.
CUGCGGGGGCAGGGCGCGGCGCGGGGUUCGGCCGAACGUCUUCUGUUUUGUGCGGUUUCCGAGCCCGCGCCGCGCCCCUUCUGCUUGACUUUGAACUCGGCUCGAUGCCGGUGCGAGAAAGUCGCGCGACGACCAGUUUCAGUUUCAUUUUCGCUUUUCGAUAGAUCAGUUCUGCGUUGCGGAGUUGAAGGUCGGCUCUUCUGGCCGAGACUGUUUUCUGCGCUGCAGUUUUGGAGGUCUUUUGUUACCGGCGCUCUGUGUAGUGCGUAUCGUAGUGUAAUUGUGUGCAGUUGGAGCUAUUUGUUUUGCUUUUCCUCCCGGUCUGCGGAAAUCCUCUGACUCAAUUCCGCUCUGCGAAUGCAAGGCGUCUGCUGUGCGGGUGUUGCCGAAGUGAGACGUUGCAAACUCCCCGCGCGGGCAAGUGGCUUCUUCUUGACGUGCAAGUGCAUUGCGAGUGCAGGACGGGUGAAGGUGCGAAAGUGUCUGGAGCCAGACUCUGAACAAAAGUGAAAUUGCAAGUGGCUUCGCGGUGAAUAGACGAACGUGAGCUUUUUUUUGGUGAUUAAUAGUUUCGAGGGAUUUUGCUGGUGCAUUUUGUGCUAACUGUUAGCCUGCCCGCGGCGGUCGCCUAAAACGACUCAAAAAUUUUCAUGAAGUGAGGCCCAGCCAACGCUGUGCUUGUCGGCUGGAUCGAUUAGGGAAGGGCUGAGAUUGCCAGGACUAUUGAGAAAGAUUGGAAGCGCAUUGGUAGUCCAGUGGACGAUGGUGCAUACGUUUGGUAAUUGUUGACGGGAAUUGAACUUGUGCUCCGCAGUGUCGAGUUAGCGAGAACGUGUGCCACGUUUGUGUUUUCGUUUUCCGGGUUUUUGUUCAACAGCCAGAAAAAACAGCGAAAAUAGCUGCCUUAACGACACUCCAUCCGCUGCUCCUUAUGGCGCCGCGUAGGAACAACAACCCGCUUUCGAGCGCCAUGGACGUUCAUAAUCUGCUGGGACUCGGGAGUCACGAUCACGGCUUCGACGGGUCGCCUAUUUCCUGCGCUAGUGGACCCACGUCAGGAUCAGCCAACAUACUAUCGCCUCUGGCCAGACUGAGUGAGAAUUUCGUAAGAUGUUGCGUCCCGAACGGGGAUUGUUUGAAGUCGAGCAGCGAGUACGGCCUGAUUAAUUUGGAGGACUUGAGUGACUGCGUGCGUGUUAUCUGCAACAACGAAAACUGUACAGCGGGUCAGUAUAUGCACCGAGAGUGCUUCGAGGCCUGGGAGCAAGUGGUCUUGACAUCGCUCAAACUCACGGGGCGAGGCCGAUCAUGGUCUGAUCGGCAGCGGGCUCAGAAUCUGUGGACCAAGAAGGGCUACGAUUUGGUAUUCAAGGCUUGCGGCUGCAAAUGUGGCCGAGGCCACCUUCGCAAGGAUUUGGAUUGGACACCUCCGCUCAAUAACAAUGUUUUCGGCAGACUUGACGAAGAAGCAACCAAAAAGAAGAAGAAGCGGAACCGUAACAACCAGAAGCCCACGCUGGCCAUAUCCUCAGCAAAUGCGGGAGGUUACCACCCAAAGAGCCAAGUAAACAAUAACGGCUCAAUUAUAUCCUCGAUGGAUCUUCGGGCGCGAGCCGGCAGCUUGUCGUCGAGUAAUGGGUCCACCUCACCACCUGUUUCGGGGUCCAGCGAGCCCAGUUUAUCUCCCAUCCACAGUGGCAGCACCGGGAAGAAACAACCGUCGCCUUCACAGCACUUGCAUCAGGUAGAACAAAAGUCCAAGGUGGAACUUUAUUCAGAACGUGUUCGUUCAACAUCAGGUUGCAAUGGCAUUUUUUCACGUCGGUUGGAUUUUUCGUCAUUCAAUUUGCUCCCAGCUACACGACUCAAUUCGUAUCAAGUCAAGAUGGAGGACGAAGGAAAUCAUGGAAAUGAUGAAACUCGACUUUUCAUCUUAUCGUCUUUAGCCCAAAACCAAAAGAGUCGUGUUUCGUGCAUACUCUGUGAAGAAGCAAUGCUUGUAUUUGAUCGCUAUCCACUUGUGGACGGCACAUUUUUUUUGAGCCCAAAACAACACGCAGCUGGGUGUAUUGAGGUGAAAUACGAUGAACACACUCAAUACCUGACUGCUGUCUGCAUGGGAUGCCUCGAUGGAGGUGCAAAUCGAGCAGUUUUUUGCAGAUUUUGUGGAGUAAAAUGGAAUGGUUCCUCGUUGGUUUUGGGUACCAUGUACUCCUACGAUAUUUUUGCCGCUAUGCCAUGUUGCACUGAGAGACUGAAGUGCAACACAUGCUUCAAAUUACUACUGCAUCCCCAUCAACGAUUGAAUUUCUUCAGCGACUAUAGUCAUGUUGUAACUUGCCCAUAUUGCACAACUCAGGAUGCUCAUUUCGUGAAGCCCUUAUCAUAUUGCUUCACAAAACAAUUAAUGAAAGUGGGGCAGCUGCCAUAACAUGAGGAUUUGUUGGGAUCUCUUAAGCA